This is a messenger RNA of Aspergillus alliaceus, 660 nucleotides long. RefSeq names its product LOG family protein. Lineage: Eukaryota; Fungi; Ascomycota; Eurotiomycetes; Eurotiales; Aspergillaceae. The record is from RefSeq and is a predicted model, not a curated record. Bases 1 to 660 code for a protein of 219 amino acids. Gene Ontology annotation, molecular function: hydrolase activity, hydrolyzing N-glycosyl compounds. The transcript has 2 exons. Gene Ontology annotation, biological process: cytokinin biosynthetic process. Gene Ontology annotation, cellular component: cytosol.
AUGGUUCAGGUUCGAAAUGGUAUCAUACAUGCCAAGUCACUAUUGGCACAGGCAGGCAAAGCCCAUGACGGUGCAGCUCGUGUUAUCGCUCAAGGAUUCCAUAUGAAUAACGUUCAGCUGGUUGAUGGCGGUGGUGCCGUGGGUAAUAUGGGUGAGCUGGCCAGAACUCUAGUAUCAUUAUCUGGUCCACAGGCCGUCCAUGGUAUUAUUCCCAAGGCCCUUGUCGAGAUUGGGAAGGGUUAUAAAGAUAUCGACUGUCAAAGAGGUACGACGAAGGACCCCAUUCCAAACAGGCAAGGCAAGGCCGCGGAGCGCGUUGUAUCGGACUCGAUCGAAGAGUCGGACUAUGGCUUAGCGACCAUUGUUCCGGACAGGCACAUCCGCAAGCGAUUAAUGGCUCAGUUGGUCCACGAGGGAGGUCCAGGCUCGGGCUUUGUCGUGCUACUGGGGAUUCACAAGGCCGGUGCGGUCUUGCUGAACAUCAACGGUUACUGGGGCGGAAUCCUGCAGUGCGUGCCUGCCUCCGUGGAGGUGGGUUCAGUCAGUCAGGAAAAUGCGGGAAUUCUCACACCGGUAUCUAGGGUAGAAGACAUUCUGAAGAUACUGAGGAAGUACCGAAUUAGCAAUGACCGAUUGGAACUGGACUGGGGUCAGGAGUGA